Molecule: messenger RNA, 2322 nt
Organism: Ostrea edulis (European flat oyster)
Lineage: Eukaryota; Metazoa; Mollusca; Bivalvia; Ostreida; Ostreidae
Product: interferon regulatory factor 1-like
Exons: 9
Coding region: 348-1787 (479 amino acids)
Biological process (GO): regulation of transcription by RNA polymerase II; immune system process
Cellular component (GO): nucleus
Molecular function (GO): RNA polymerase II cis-regulatory region sequence-specific DNA binding; protein binding; DNA-binding transcription factor activity, RNA polymerase II-specific
Source: RefSeq, a predicted model, not a curated record
AAAAUAGCAAAUUGUAAGGUCAGUUUAAGGUGUAUUUUUUUUAAUUAAUCAAGUAUUAGAUCUCACACGCAAGAAUACUUUUCCAAUCAGUGUUAGUUGCACGGUUUUCCCUAGAAAAAAGGGUAUUUAGGUGACACUGUUUUGUUAUUAGAUAGUCCAGUGUCCAUGGGAAUUUUAUCAUUUUCUUCUGAUUAGCAAACAAGUGACACAGGUACAUUAAUUAGUCAGAGAGUUACAGCCUCAUUAUUACAGGUACGUACACUAGCGACAGGUACAUUAAUAAGUCAGAGAGUUAGUCCAGUUACCUACUCAUUAUUACAGAUCUUACUAAACAAUUACAUCAGUGAAUGACUGUACACAGAUUUGGGGAAGUUCCGAUGGAUAAUGGACAAAGUAGACAGCGCAUGAGGCCAUGGCUAGAGGCGAAGGUACAGGCAGGAAAUAUCCCCGGUCUGUCGUGGAUAGACCAGGAGAAAAAGAUCUUUAAAGUUCCCUGGAAACAUGGAGGCAAGCACGACUGGAGCGAAGGAGACUCCACGAUAUUUAAGGAGUGGGCGUUACAUACAGGACGCUACAGAGAGGGUGUGGAUCAGGCGGACUGGCCCACGUGGAAGACCCGCUUCCGCUGUGCCCUCAAUAAACUUCCGGACAUUCAGGAAAUGAAAGAAUACAAUCAGCUGGAUGGCAGUGAACCAUUCCGCGCCUACAAAUUUCUCAGCAAAGAAGAACUGAACCAGAAGAAAUUGGGCAAUAAUGAAUACCGUGAGGUCUGCACUUUGACGCCGACUUCGAACACACAGAACCCAGCUCUACCUGACAUAGUUCCAGUGGAGGUCAAGGCCGCACCCCAGUCCCAGUUACCCAAUUUUCCCUCCGACCUGGAAGAUCUGGAAUUAGAUCCAAUAAAAUCUGAUCCAAAUCUUCUAGCAAAUACUCAGUUAAAUCACAUAAUUACACCAGCUAAUGACAUCAAAGAGGAGCCUGGUGACCAUGGUGAUGUAGAAAUGACGGAACUAUAUGCUGAAUUGUCUCUGACAACUCGUGGGCCCCAGCAGCACCUCAGUCCCCUCCAGGUUCCCCGGCGACAAGAACCCCAAGACCACGAAAUGGAAAUAUUGCUUCGUUAUUGCCAACAACAAGUUCAGAUCUUCCAUGUCCGAAGUCCACACGGAUGCCGUCUUUUCUACGACCCGGAGAGGAAUGACCAGAUGCUACUGGAACCACUAAAACAGGAACUUUUUGGACCCGAUCAGUUUGAACAACUGGAGUUCCCUCAGUGUGAGACAACCAACCCUGGUCAAGAAGAACACACUUAUAAACUUCUGACGGCAUUAGACAGGGGGAUGCUUCUGGAAUGCCACAAUGGCAAUAUCUAUGCCACUCGAAAAUCAAGAUGUGUAAUAUUCAUCUCAACACCUGCUAUCAACAAUGGAGAACCGUUUAAACUAGAGAGAAAUGUGAAGGUUCAGGUGUACGAUUCCCACGGAUACUUCGAACCCAUGUUACAGCGCUAUCUAAGCGGGGCGUCCAAAAAACCACUGUCCCAUUUCGUGAUUGGUUUUGGUCAGAGAAUUAUGUCCAACAACGCAGAUCACAGUGGUCUUUUAAUCUCUGCUCAGGUGAAUCACAGUCGCUCCCAACAUCGCCUAAACCAGGUAUCAUGUGCAAGCCCACUUUCGUCAUCCAUCAACAUUUCACAGUCGGACGAUUUUGACAAACUUUUAAAACUUGUCAAGGACGAGAGCAAUGCGCAGGUGAUGGAGAUAUCGAAUGGUCUUUCGGCGUGACGUCAUUAAAUUUAUGCUCACAAGGGUUGUUUUCAUUGGUUGUUUGCUGUUAAGUAAGACUUUUUCCUUUACAAAUUGUUGAUAACGGAUAUAAAUAUUGAGAAUGAAAACCCUGUCAUCCUGCUGUAGAGCGGACUAAACUUGAUCGGUAGAAUUUGAUACAAGUCCAGAGAGGUGAAGUUAAGGAACCGGUAUCCACUUAUGAAACGUGUGAUUUAAUUGAUUUGUACAAUGGAUUUUAAUUUUAAUUCGUAGAUGAUUUUAUGUACCUAAUGUAUUGUAGAUACUUCAAAGUAAUAAAACACGAGGCACGAUUGAAACUGUUUGCUCUGAUUUGAUUUUAAAUGAUUUUUCAUUGAUUUGUCCGAUAUAUUGAUUUUGUGACACAACCGAGGAGUUGUGAUUGUCAGGAGUAUAUGUAACCAUGCAACAGUGUUGUUUCUGGUUCCACACGCUCAUGCUAACUAAUGUUAUUUACAAUAUCUUAACAUUUACCACCAUUUUAUUUUAGUUACUAGAUAAAAAUAUUUCAUGA